AGUAAUGGAACACCUUUCUUGGUGAUGUUGCUUCAGUCUUUGAGUGAGUCUGGUUGGGAGCAGGUGCAAGGCAAGUCAUGGCUCGAUGGACUUUGGUCAUCGGACUGCUGCUUGUGGUUGUUGCAGCAGCAUACGCAGGUGAUAUGAUGCGCAAGUCAAUCGUAUUCAAUAAGAAAACUCCAGACGUCUUCUACUGCCCACAGCGGAAACCGACAGGUUUUGACAAGAUGAUUGUUCAGGCACGACCCCUAAGCAAGUUGUGUGAACAUGGCGGUAAUGGACUACCACCUGACUACAAGAGCGAUUGUUACAAUGAUGUUGAUGAGUCAGAAUACGCAUGCAAGGAGAAGUAUCGCAUCAUGAAACGGAUCCGGAAGGAGCAGGAGGCCGAAGCUGAUACGCCAAAUGAUUUCAGUUCCGUGAAGAUCUAACUUACUUUCUUGAUACAGAAACUGUGUUUGAAAGUAAUUAGAUGAGACUUUACCCGCCAGGCAGUGAGGAUGCUGAGAAACAUUUCCCUGAUGGUUUUAGCUACAAAGGAAAGAAAAGUGUUGCUUACAAAAAGAAACCUUGAAUGUAAAAUUAAAUGACAAAAGUGUAACAUAAGAUUUUAUAUUUAGAAGUAUUAAUGGUGUGAAAACAUGCAGAUGUAUGCUGUAAUCAGUAUUCUUGACAUAUUUUGUUGUCUUACUGUAUACAUUUUAUGUUACUGAAUAUUGUGAUGAGCAUUUAGGUAAAAUAUACACAGUACUAUAAACUAAAUCUGUAAUAAUAAUAAUAAUAAUUAAUAGGGCACUUGCUUUUCAUAUUAUUCCAUAAAUUAAUAGUCUUAUUCAGAUUAUAAAUUUUACAUUUUAGUUAUUUGUUUGUAUUCAUUUAUAAAUUAAAAUUAUGCAAUAGUAUAACUGCAUUCAUUUGGAACUGAUAUAUAAUAAUAUUUUCAUAGAUUGGUCGUAGGAUAUCAUUAAUAUUGGUGUAGAAUAAUGAGGGUAAUAACAAUAAUUGUGCCAACUGCGUUACUUUAGACUAAUUUUUGAAGGGAACAUUUUAAAAUUAAUAAUACAGUAAUAAGAAAAUUGUCACCCUUACUCAAUAUAAAAAUUCAAAUCAUAUAUGCAGUAGAAGGUGUAAGGGAUGUUGAUAUAAAAAUACAUUAUUAGGCCAUAACUUGCAGUUUUCUUUACAAGUUAUGUACAGGAGUGGCAAAAAUUGAUGGUACUUUAUUUCUGGAAGCAAUUAUUAUGCACUGACAAAAAACAAUCAAUGCAAUAUAUAUAAUAAAUAUAGGUUUUGUGUGUAUGUCAUUGAUUCAUGCUAAUAUAUAUGAGUUAUGUAUUUAA
Molecule: messenger RNA, 1340 nt
Organism: Zootermopsis nevadensis
Lineage: Eukaryota; Metazoa; Arthropoda; Insecta; Blattodea; Termopsidae
Source: RefSeq, a predicted model, not a curated record